ACAGUAGGGUGAAAGUUAUAACUAUUAUCCUCCACCACUGGUUGAACUAUUGUGUUUCUGUGAUAUCUUAUCCUGAUAGAACUUUAGGACAACUUUUUCAUAUCAAAACAAUCACACACACACCUUGCUCCUCUGUUUUUUACCCUAAAUGGCAUCAUCAUCUUCAUCAUCAUCCUACUUUCACUCAACUCAUUCACAAUCUACCAAAUUUUCCAAGCCAUCACCAUGCGUAACUGCAUAUUCCAAGAACAAAUUUACAUCAAUCUCAUUUCAUACUCAUUAUCUAUGCAAAUACUACCAUAUAUCAUGCAUCCCCUCAAAUCCCACUGUUCCCCUCAAAGCUACUUCUACACUCAUUCACUCUUCACUCUCUUCCCUUAACCCACCCAUCUCAAAGGAAGAUGCUAUACUUCAAGCCAAAACCUCCCUUUCAACAGCCUUAGAGAAACCACUCAACAACCCUAAACUAUUUGGCAAAAUCAAGAAACUGAAACAACCCAAGUUCCAGGUCGAAAUCCCGGUCAUCGAUGACUCGCCGGAUUCGCUUUCCAAUCUUGCUCUUGAUAUUUUCGGGGACAUUGACAUACCCGUCAAAAGAAAAGAUUCUCCCAUUAAGAUUUUAAUCCUUUGGCCUAAUCCUAGCUUAAAAGAAGCUGCAGUUCUUGCCUUUGAGUCUCAUUCAAGCAACCAAGUUGAACACAUUGACAUUGUUUCAGUUGCCAAAACUGACCCCAGAAAGUUGAAUUCCGCCGAUGUGGUGAUAUUUUUGGCGCCAGAGAGUUCGCAAUUGUCGGUGGUGAAAAUGGUGAGUGAUGGGGUUUUUCCAAAGCCGGUGGUUAUGAUGAAUCCAAAAUGGGCAUUUGAGGAAGAGGGUAACUUUGGUAAUCUAAGUGGUUUUGUGAAUUCCUUUGAAGUAGUUUAUUCUUUUAUGGGAUUGGAGGUAAGAGGGCUAUUAAGCAAAAGAAAAGGUGUGAUUUUUAAGUGCGUGAAAGACGGGGCUGUGAGCGGAGAGAGAUGGAAUGUUCUUGUUGAAGAAGGUGGAGAAAUGAAGGUGAUUUCUUCAUUCAAGGUUAGGCCAACCAUUGGUCAAGUUGAGAGUGUUUUGUAUAAUCUGAUGGCUAUCAAUUCACCUAUAACAAAGUCUGCGAAAUUCUUCAUGGGAUUGGUGUCUAAUGUGACAGGGAAAAAGUAAAUGGAACCGAUUCCAUUGAAGGAUCGGUCAUCUUCAAGGUAUUCGAUUCACAUGAAUUGUAGUUUUAACAUGUUUUGUGAAUAUGUCACAAUGAAUGUAGGACAAUGCUUUGAGUCUAUAGUCUAUGACCAUUGUAUGCAGUUGUUCUCACCAAUUUUGAAUGAGAAAUCGAAUUACUUUCAA
This is a messenger RNA of Vicia villosa (hairy vetch), 1375 nucleotides long. RefSeq lists its product as uncharacterized. The coding region runs from base 149 to 1192 and encodes 347 amino acids. Lineage: Eukaryota; Viridiplantae; Streptophyta; Magnoliopsida; Fabales; Fabaceae. The transcript has a single exon. The record is from RefSeq and is a predicted model, not a curated record. Gene Ontology annotation, cellular component: chloroplast.